Ilyonectria robusta is the source of this 411-nucleotide messenger RNA. RefSeq lists its product as uncharacterized. The transcript is spliced from 4 exons. NCBI's taxonomy places the organism in Eukaryota, Fungi, Ascomycota, Sordariomycetes, Hypocreales, Nectriaceae. The coding region runs from base 1 to 411 and encodes 136 amino acids. The record is from RefSeq and is a predicted model, not a curated record. Gene Ontology annotation, molecular function: carbonate dehydratase activity; zinc ion binding.
AUGGCCGAGACUGUUGCAGAUCUUAUUGCGGCCCACGAACCCCAGGCGUUCGUACCGUUCCCAACCAUCGCCGACGUGAACAAGGGAUCCAAGCCUCGCCUUACCAUCGUCGUGGCCUGUGUGGAUCCUCGGUGUAGCGUUGACCGGUUUAUCGAUUUAAACCUCGGAGUGCCCAAUGGUGAAAUGGUUAUGGUCUCGCGCAAUGCCGGUGGCAACAUCCGCUUCGCGGUCCGGGACAUUCUGCUUCUGGACGCGAGAUUCGGAAUCGAUGAACUCGUCGUUGUUCAUCAUACGGAUUGUGGCUCGACGAUGUUUACGAACGAUUGGAUGCGCGACGCUGUCAAAGCGCGAGUAGGUGAGAGUCAUUGGGACGAAAUUGACCAGAUCAACUGGGGUGCCAAUAUAGAGUAA